AUGGCUCUUCCUCUUACUGGCAAACUCGCCAUUGUCACUGGUGCCUCUCGAGGCAUUGGCCUGUCUAUUACCAAGGCCCUGGCUGCCCGAGGCGCAAACCUCGUCCUCGCCUAUACAUCCGCCAGCUCUGCUGAUUCAACAGCUAAGCUUGCUUCUGAGCUGUCCUCAAAGCAUUCUAUCAAGGUCGUUCCGGUGCAAGCAGACCUUGGCACAGUGUCAGGUCCGGCCUCGCUCAUUUCUCAAGCCGCCGAUGCAUUUAGCCCCCUGCGCAUCGACAUCCUCGUCAACAAUGCGGGUGUUGCUUAUAACGACAAGGUCCCUGACAUCAAGCCUGAGGACUUCACAAAGAGCUACAACGUCAACGUUCUUGGCCCUCUUCUCCUUGUCCAGGCCGCACACCCUUACCUACCCACAGACCGCUCCGGCCGUAUCAUCAACCUCAGCAGUGUAAGCGCAAGUCUUGGUUUCGUUGGCCAGAGUGUCUACGGCGGCACAAAGGCUGCUCUCGAGGCCAUGACACGAACUUGGGCCCGUGAGUUCAGCGAGAGAGCCACCGUCAACGCCAUCAACCCUGGUCCAGUCCGCUCUGAGAUGUACUCUCGCAACUCGGACGAGUUCAAGCGUCUCAUCAAGCCUUUCAUCCAGAAUGCGCCUCUCAUGGCUGCUCGUCCAGGCAUUGACGAUCCCGAAGUCGUCGAGGAGGCCAAGACUGCCGGCGGUCGAGCAGGUGAAGCUGAUGAGAUUGCUGGCAUUGUCGCUAUGCUUGCUAGCCCUGAGAGUGCUUGGUGCACUGGUCAAGUCAUUUGCGCCAAUGGCGGUAUGAUCUUUGUGGGCGGUGACGCAAAUUCUGCCACUCACUCACUCAGUCUCAACUCACUUACAAAUCAACAAAUAGACUCCUCUGAUCCCUUCGAGGAUGUCCUCAACCUCGAAGAGCGCUUUUACUCAGAAGGCUACCAACAAGGCAUCAAAGACGGUGUUCAAGCGGGGCGGAUUGAAGGGCGAUCUUUUGGUAUGCAAAAGGGCUUUGAGAAGUUCCUCGAAAGUGGCCGUCUUGCCAGUAAAGCUAUCGUAUGGGCGAACCGAAUACCACACAACGGCGGUACUACCUCAGGAGAGACUUGCACAUUACCACCACUACCCAAGAACGCAAGACUGGAGAAGAACAUCAACACUCUGUAUGCUCUCGUAGAGCCAGAUACACUUUCGACGGAGAACUCGGAUGAUGCGGUUCAAGAUUUCGAUGACCGGGUGAAACGGGCACAAGGAAAGGCCAAGAUUGUCGAAAAGAUGGCUGGCAGUGGUGGAAGAGAGGCAUCAGGAGCAUCACCAGCAGCCUGA
This is a messenger RNA of Fusarium tjaetaba, 1341 nucleotides long. RefSeq lists its product as uncharacterized. The coding region runs from base 1 to 1341 and encodes 446 amino acids. The transcript is spliced from 4 exons. The record is from RefSeq and is a predicted model, not a curated record. Gene Ontology annotation, molecular function: oxidoreductase activity, acting on the CH-OH group of donors, NAD or NADP as acceptor. NCBI's taxonomy places the organism in Eukaryota, Fungi, Ascomycota, Sordariomycetes, Hypocreales, Nectriaceae.